GGAAGUGCGCAGAGCCUAACAGAGACGGAGUUAGAGGGGUUCUUAGGGUUUCUCUGUCUGUUUCUGCAUUCAGAGAGAGCAGAGGCAGUAGUAGAGAAGAGAAAUCAGGAUUUGGAAGAUGGCGGAGGUGAUCCUCCAUAUAUACGACGUCACGAACAGUGGUUCAGAAAGACGAACAACACUAUUGUUCAGAUCAACAAGAUCUUUAAGGACGGUAUUGGUCUAGGCGGCAUCUUCCACAGCGCCGUUCAGGGAGGGGAGGAAGAAGGGUCUUUGGUUUAUGGAGAUGAAGAAUGGUCAUUUGGUUACUGUGAACAAGGUACCGGAGUUUUUAGUUGCCCUGCAGCGAAGAAUCCAAUGUAUACAUAUCGUGAAUGCAUUGUUAUUGGGAAAACAACCUGUUCUAUAUUCGAAGUUAAUCAGAUUCUUAGGGAACUAAGUAGGGAGUGGAGUUGGGUUAACAGGUUUGCCAAUGCGGGAGAUACUGCAGUGGAAAUAGCGGAAAAUACUGCAUUACGGGUAAGAUGGUCAUGUCCUCCUCCUGUGGUUAUACAACUUCAAUUCAGAAAUUGUACCAAUUGCUCACACUUCCGUAGCUAUGGCCUUGUUCGGAUACCCAGGCUAGCCCAGAUAUCAAACACCCAGGCCAAAGGAUGUUUAAGAGGUGGUGGGAUUUGUCCCAACCCUCUGGCCAAAGGAUGUUUGGGGCUUUUGCUAAGACAAGCAAAGGCAGAGAUUGUAUCAGCCAGCAAAGUGGCUUACCGUUUUCUUGCAGGCAUUGCUUCGACUUCACCUGUGGCUCCCGAUUCCUCAGGCAACUCAAACAGAGGGAAUCCCAGAUUUCAGGCCACUUGGUUUAAAAACCUCGUUACUUCUGGUGCCAAACCAUCCAGUAGUACAGAACUGGAAGACCAGGAUGUGGCGGUGACUGAACAGCAACAACAAAAUGAAGAAGCUCCUUUUGGCAGAAUUCUAGGCGUGAUAUUUGAUACAGAAUUUCUCCUGGAGGAGGCAUUAUUGUGUUGUGUUGUGUACGUGUUC
Messenger RNA from Thlaspi arvense, 1041 nucleotides. The record is from the annotation of a GenBank genome assembly. Lineage: Eukaryota; Viridiplantae; Streptophyta; Magnoliopsida; Brassicales; Brassicaceae.